Erinaceus europaeus (western European hedgehog) is the source of this 1679-nucleotide messenger RNA. RefSeq names its product Ras related GTP binding D (gene RRAGD). Gene Ontology annotation, biological process: cellular response to starvation; positive regulation of TOR signaling; cellular response to amino acid stimulus. Gene Ontology annotation, cellular component: Gtr1-Gtr2 GTPase complex; nucleus; lysosome. NCBI's taxonomy places the organism in Eukaryota, Metazoa, Chordata, Mammalia, Eulipotyphla, Erinaceidae. The coding region runs from base 298 to 1488 and encodes 396 amino acids. The record is from RefSeq and is a predicted model, not a curated record. Gene Ontology annotation, molecular function: GTP binding; GTPase activity. The transcript has 7 exons.
CAGUGUGUGUCAGGUGACUUGGGUCACGCAGUCUCUCUCCCUCCUCGGGGAGGAACUGCCGCGCUCCAGCUGACUCCUCCGCCGGCGGGCGGGGCGGGGAAGGGGGCUCGGGGCGCGCUGGGAAGCGCGGGACCCGGACCUGGACGCCGCCCGCCGCCGGGGACGUGCAGCCCCCGCCUCCCGCAAAGCUCCAGACAAAACCCCCAUUCAGAAAAAGCUCGCGAGCAGCAGUCGAGGAGGCUCGCUCCUCCUUCCCUGCCUCCCGCCCCAAACCAGGCCCUCCUGCCGCCCCCCGCGAUGAGCCAGGUGCUGGGGAAACCUCAGCCGGAGGACGAGGACGACGACGAAGAGGAUGAGCUGGUGGGGCUCUCGGACUACGGGGACGGACCCGACUCCUCGGACGCCGACCCGGACAGCGGGGCGGAGGAGGGAGUCCUGGACUUCAGUGGCCCUUUCAACACUGAGGUGAAGCCAAGGAUUCUGCUUAUGGGCUUGAGGAGAAGCGGCAAGUCGUCUAUCCAGAAGGUUGUCUUUCACAAGAUGUCACCCAACGAGACCCUCUUCCUAGAGAGCACAAACAAGAUCUGCCGGGAGGAUGUCUCCAACAGCUCCUUCGUGAACUUUCAGAUCUGGGACUUCCCGGGCCAGAUUGACUUUUUCGACCCCACCUUUGACUAUGAGAUGAUCUUCCGGGGCACAGGAGCGCUGAUCUUUGUCAUUGACUCCCAGGACGAUUACAUGGAAGCUCUGGCCAGGCUCCAUCUCACGGUGACCAGAGCCUACAAAGUGAACACUGACAUCAACUUUGAGGUGUUUAUUCAUAAAGUGGAUGGUCUGUCAGAUGACCACAAAAUUGAAACCCAAAGAGAUAUUCACCAGAGGGCAAAUGAUGACCUUGCAGAUGCUGGAUUAGAAAAAAUUCACCUCAGCUUUUAUUUGACAAGCAUAUAUGAUCACUCAAUAUUUGAAGCUUUUAGCAAAGUGGUUCAGAAACUAAUUCCACAACUCCCAACCCUAGAGAAUUUGCUGAACAUCUUCAUCUCUAAUUCUGGAAUUGAAAAGGCAUUUCUGUUUGAUGUUGUCAGCAAAAUUUAUAUCGCAACUGAUAGUACCCCAGUGGAUAUGCAAACCUAUGAACUCUGCUGUGAUAUGAUAGAUGUAGUUAUUGACAUCUCCUGUAUUUAUGGUCUCAAAGAAGAUGGAGCAGGAACCCCCUAUGACAAGGAGUCAACAGCCAUAAUAAAACUGAAUAACACAACAGUUCUUUAUUUAAAAGAGGUGACAAAGUUCCUGGCUCUCGUCUGCUUUGUCAGAGAGGAGAGCUUUGAGAGAAAAGGGCUUAUCGACUAUAAUUUCCAUUGCUUCCGGAAGGCCAUCCACGAAGUAUUUGAGGUGAGAAUGAAAAUGGUGAAAUCACGGAAGAUUCAGAAUCAGUUGCAGAAGAAAAAAGGAGCUACUCCCAACGGAACACCCAGAGUGCUGCUGUAGGGGAGUUCCACAAACAGCUUUUGAAGCCAGCCCUUUGGGGGUAGUUGAGGGUCAGCUGCUCUGUGUUGCACUACAAAGGAGGAAGAUGGAGACUGGAACACACAACCUGUAUUUUUUUGGUGGGGUGUGUUUUUUAAUUCCUGCACCCUCUUGACCAUUUCUCAAUAAAGUGAGCACUUGGAAGCAAAAAA